This is a messenger RNA of Sphaeramia orbicularis (orbiculate cardinalfish), 1938 nucleotides long. RefSeq names its product endosulfine alpha b (gene ensab). The transcript has 3 exons. The record is from RefSeq and is a predicted model, not a curated record. NCBI's taxonomy places the organism in Eukaryota, Metazoa, Chordata, Actinopteri, Kurtiformes, Apogonidae. Gene Ontology annotation, molecular function: protein phosphatase inhibitor activity. Bases 135 to 485 code for a protein of 116 amino acids. Gene Ontology annotation, cellular component: cytoplasm.
UUUUUGUUGGGGAGCAGUCGUGCUCAGAAAAGGAGGAUUAGAUUCAGUACAGGUACAUCAAACGGUACUUCGUACAUUUGUUUCAUUGGGCUGUCUGGGAAAAGGGACACUUGCCAGUCCUCCAUACAUAAAUAAUGUCGUCAGAAAACCUGGACUUGGACACGCAGGUGGACUACGAAGACGAAAAACAGGACUCCCAGGAGAAGAAUGCUAACCCAGUGAAGGCAGAGGAGGCCAAGCUAAAGGCCAAGUACCCCAGUCUGGCUCAGAAACCUGGAGCCUCAGACUUGCUCAUGAAAAGACUACAGAAAGGGCAAAAGUACUUUGACUCUGGCGACUACAACAUGGCAAAGGCCAAGAUGAAGAACAAACAGCUUCCUGUUGCCGGCCCGGACAAGAACCUUGUGACCGGAGACCACAUUCCCACACCGCAGGACCUGCCUCCCAGGAAGCCCUCCUUGGUGACCAGCAAGUUAGCCGGCUAGCCUUUAUCAUCCCAGAAGCACCGUGAUCCCUGGGGCUCCUAUCAAAUGUACACCCACCCCCUCAUUUUCCUCAGCACUGUCCCUCCGUAUGUCCCACCUCUACCCUUUUCUCACUCAUCCCUUUUUAACCCCAGACGCCACUGGCUUUAACAUAUCGGGCAGAGUUGUAUAAGUUCAAACUCCAUUUUCCUGUCUGUGGGGGGAGGGGUGGGGUGGGUGGAUGGAUGGAUGGAUGGAUGAGUGGGUGGAUGGAUGGAUGAAUGUAUGAAUGGGUGGGUGGACGGAGCCUUCUCACCAUGCACAGCUCUGCCCCUCUGCACACUCCGCUCUAAUGCCUCCCUUAUGUCUUGGUUUUUGGUGUUAUCCAAGAUGCAUCACUAGGUGUGUGUCAUCAGGCAGGGGUUGGAUGGGAUGAGUUAAUGCACUUUGUAUUCUGUGUAGUAUGUUUUCUUUUGUUAUCUUUCACAUCCUAAAUGACACCAAAAUAAUGUGUGCAGGAGUUAGGAACCAUGAUUAUGUCAUGUUUUUGGAUCUUUCUGUUCCCUGUCUCUGCUGGUGGCUGGCUUUAGUGGGAGGAGGGGACUAAAAGAUGAGGUAGUAGGUUUGGGAAUAUUUGCUUGUGUACCAAAUGUGUAAGGGAUAGAUGUCCAGCCUCAGUUAGCCUAUAGAGGGAAAAGGAGGAGAGUGAACAGAGGCUUCCUUUCACUUAGGGCUGGGCAAUCUGGAUGAAAGUUCAGAUGACAGACUGUCUGAACGAGUCUGAUGACAGGUGGAAUCAGUCUGUGGUCACAGUCACAAUUGUGUUGAACAUUUUAGAAAAGGUAGAUAGGUAGUUCUAAUCAAACCGUCUUCUCUAUUUUCCCAUGGUUUCCAGAGGCCCAAGGCUGUAUGUAAUGGCCUUUUGCUGUUUAUUGGUCAAAAACUAUUUUGCGCAAUUUAGGAUUGACAUUCUUGCAAAACUUUCACAAUAUCUAUAAUCCUGAAAAAAUCAGCUCCCAGUUGAGGUAAACCCGAGUCCACGUUACCGUGACUACAUCUGUGAGACGGCAGUGUUUCCAUUAAUUUAUAGGACUGUGGCCGUAUUUGUCCAGACAGACUUUUAUACUAAACCAACAGUGUUUUUACACUGGAGUUGUGUUUGUGAGGUUCUGGUCCAGUUCUGAAAUCAGACAGAGUUACUUUGAUUAUUUAUUGUCUGAAGUCAUCUGUAAUUAUGUCUUUUCAGGUUAAAAUGGCUAAAACCGGACAGCGUUAGUGCAGACAGAAGCUAAAGCGAGACAGAGGUAGAUCUCAUGACAAAUUAAAUUGGUACUGAAUGUUGCAUUAAUUUUAGCGUAACAUUGAUUGGUUAAUCAUAUAUUUGACCUCCUACAGCAGGGGUGCCAAACAUACGGCCCAUGGGCCAAAACUGGGCCACCAAAUGGUCCAGUCCGGCCCGUUGGAUGAAUUUGUG